Suncus etruscus (white-toothed pygmy shrew) is the source of this 1674-nucleotide messenger RNA. RefSeq names its product complexin 1 (gene CPLX1). Gene Ontology annotation, cellular component: terminal bouton; SNARE complex. The coding region runs from base 124 to 528 and encodes 134 amino acids. Lineage: Eukaryota; Metazoa; Chordata; Mammalia; Eulipotyphla; Soricidae. Gene Ontology annotation, molecular function: syntaxin binding. The record is from RefSeq and is a predicted model, not a curated record. The transcript is spliced from 3 exons. Gene Ontology annotation, biological process: neurotransmitter transport; regulation of neurotransmitter secretion; synaptic vesicle exocytosis.
GGGUGCCAGGAAGAUUCGAGGGACCCGUGACCAACUCCUAUCUCUCAGACACAGAACAGCUGACCACGUGGUGCCGGUGCCGGGCUCACCCUCAAGAGCAGCUGCAGGACCCAAGCCUUGGCCAUGGAGUUUGUGAUGAAGCAGGCCCUGGGAGGGGCCACCAAAGACAUGGGCAAGAUGCUCGGGGGUGACGAAGAAAAGGACCCCGAUGCAGCCAAGAAGGAGGAGGAGCGCCAGGAGGCACUGAGGCAGGAAGAGGAGGAGCGCAAGGCCAAGUAUGCCAAGAUGGAGGCCGAGCGUGAGGUCAUGAGACAGGGUAUCCGUGACAAGUACGGCAUCAAGAAGAAGGAGGAACGUGAGGCAGAAGCACAGGCCGCCAUGGAGGCCAACUCGGAGGGCAGCCUGACGCGUCCCAAGAAGGCCAUCCCACCCGGCUGCGGGGAUGAGCCCGAGGAGGAGGAUGAGAGUAUCCUGGACACAGUCAUCAAGUACCUGCCUGGGCCCCUGCAGGACAUGUUUAAGAAGUAAGGCCAGUAGCUGGCCCCCACUCCCCGCAAAAGCCCCCCGGAAGGACGUCAGGAGCAGAGCCCCCAGAAUAAGCCAUAGUCCCUGGUCUCCACCCCUCCCCCUGCUGCGGUCUGUGCAGGGUGCCGGCCACUGGCCGCAGGAGCGAAGGGUGGCCUGGGACGCUUCCUGCCCCCUCUUACCACUCACCCAUCAACCCGAGACCCGGGUGCCCCACCUCGGUGCACAGUCCCCGCUCAGCCUGAACAGGAGCACAGCCAUAGUGGGGGGUGCGUGUGCAGACUGGGCGGGGCUGGUGCCGGCCCCCACCCCGCCCACAGACACCAGGCUGCUGCAUCUCCUGCGUCCCUAUCUUGUGCGGACCCUCCCCUCGCGCUGUCCCUUGUCCUGCCUCUCCCUACUGUGGAAGGCCCGGCCCAGCUCCCAUCUAAGAGAACAAGCAAUAGGCUGGGGUCUCUCUUCAGGGCCCGCCCCUCCUGUUCUCCGCUUGGCGCCUGCUUUCCCCAGGACACCCCCAUGCUCGAGCUGGCCUGCCAUUUCCCCUUGACCCUCCCCUGUUUAGGGGUGGGGUUGGGUGGAACACAGGUCCCCAGCUGGCAUUGGAUGUGUGCUCGGUGUAGUCCAGGCCAGCUGGACAGACAACACCAGCCCAUAUGCCCCCAACCCCAACCUCCUACCUUCAGCUUUCUCCAUUCUUGUUUAAUUUGGAUCAAAUAUGUUGAAUCUCAGGUAAAUGAGGUCUUCUGUAUUCGAGUUUAUCUUGCCAGGAAGUGUGCCUGGAUGCAGGCCCUUUCUGUCCACAUCAGCACCCAUUGUGUUCCGUGUUGUGGCCGGGGUGUCCCUGCCCAGCCCUUAGAAGCCAUAUGCUGUCUGCAAUAUCGCCCAGCCCUUUGCCCAGACAGGAGCAUGCCCUGCCCGCCCGCAGCCUGUCCUCUCCUAGCCUGUUCCCUUUUCCACACCAUCACAAGCCAGCUCUGAGCAGACAAAACCCGCCUGGUCCCAGCAUGGGGGCCAGAGCAACUGAGAGUAGCAAUAGCCAGUGAUGUCCUCUGUCUGUCUGUCCUUGUGCCUCUGUCCCCUCCUGCAUGUCGGGGGCCACUGAGCGUGUCCUCUCAGAUGGAAUCACAGCCAAUAAACAGUGAUUUCACA